UAAACCCAAGAGUUUCUGUCUUCUGACUAUCAGGAUGAAGGUGAGUAUUGCUCUGCUGAUGCUGUGCUGUCUGUCACUCACUAAUGGACAAACUGAUGUGCAAGAAGAAAACAUCCUGCCAAACAUCUGGGAAGAGGUGAGAGAUAUAAGAGACAUGAUGGUGGAGCUCAGAGUCAAGUUGGAAAUGGUGAUGAAUGACAAUUCAAAAAUGGCAGAACAAAUACUGGAUCUGAAGAAAGAGAAUGCAGGGCUAAAUGAACACAUGAAGGUCAGUGAAACCCAGCUGGAAGCGUUAAAGAAAAAAAGUGCAGAACAACCUAAAGUGGCAUUUUCAGCUGACUUGGGGAUCCGUGGCAAUGAAGGUCCCAAGACUACUGAGAUCACACUGGCAUUCAACAAUGUCUUCACAAACAUUGGAAACAACUACAACUCAACAACAGGUUUCUUCACGGCACCAGUUAAAGGAGUCUACUUCUUCAGAUUCACUAUAUGUGGUAUUCAAAUCUACCAGUCAAUGGGUGCAAAUUUAUAUAAAAAUGGUCAGAAUAUUGUGUCAGUGGGACAAUGGCUUUAUCACAAUCAGCACCGAUAUGCAUCAAAUGGAGCUGUCUUGCAGCUGGAAGUGGGUGAUGUCAUUUGCAUGAAGCUCCUCCCAGGUUACACCAUCUAUGACAGUCCAGGAAACCUCAGCACUUUCAGUGGAUUCCUCAUUUACCCAUUAUAGUGAUCGACCACUGAACACUGACAAAACAUGGACGCUUUUAGGAUGUUCAUUCUAUAACAGAAGACAAAUUCACUUUUAGUUUCACAUUAGUUUUGAAUUUUAAUUAAAUAACUAUAAUCUACAUAACUGGUUGCUCUCAGAAAAUUCACAAAAAUUACACUCAAUGAAUCUGACUCUGUACCAAGGAAAAGUCAGUAAAUAAUGAUUUUACAUGCUUUUGUUUGCAUCAACUAAAAUUUACAUGCCUAAAAACCUCUGUAUCUGCUAAAAUAAAAUUAUAAUAUUAGUUCAUUAUUAUUAUACUCUUAAUACUUAAUACUCAUAGAAAUACAUUAAUAUUUUUUUUACUAUGAAAUAAAAGUAUUAAGGCAUUUUAUUUUAUUUUUUAUAAUUUAUUUCUGUAAUAUGUUUAGGCUUCUAACCUUUAAAAUGAUGUAUCUGUGAACUGUUUUGUUUAAAGUCUGAUGUGAAAUGUGUUGUAGAACUGAACUUAAAACAGUAAAUAAAUCAUGCAAUGUUUUAGUUUAAAUAAUAAUAUAGUAUAAUACUGCAGUGCACAAAUACAACACAAAAUUGUUAUAAGUCAACAUGGUAGAAAAAGCAAAUAAAUGGAAUAAUUGUUGUGCUGCAGCUGCUUCUGAGUUGCCGUCAGGUUAAGAAAGUGCUGAUUACGUCUGGGGUAGGGUUACACGCGAUCCUAGGGCGUCAUUUAACUGACGCUAAAGGGCGCCUAAAGCGUCAGAUAUUGAAGCAUGGUCAAAUGCUUCCCAAGGCGUCAGGUACGUGACGCCUUGGGGUGAGAAUGGGCUGUGAUUACUUAUGCUUGAACAUUCAUGAAUUGAAUUAAAUGUACAUUCAUUCUUAUUAAUGCUAAUUAAUGUUUUCAGAGCAGA
Molecule: messenger RNA, 1617 nt
Organism: Pimephales promelas (fathead minnow)
Lineage: Eukaryota; Metazoa; Chordata; Actinopteri; Cypriniformes; Leuciscidae
Product: cerebellin-1
Molecular function (GO): protein binding
Source: RefSeq, a predicted model, not a curated record